Messenger RNA from Mycena citricolor, 2013 nucleotides. Lineage: Eukaryota; Fungi; Basidiomycota; Agaricomycetes; Agaricales; Mycenaceae. The record is from the annotation of a GenBank genome assembly.
GCUGACGCACAACUUGUUCCUCGCGGCCAGUAUGAGUCUGGUCACAAUCCUCUCUUCGCUGCUGUGGGGUGCUCCGAAAGCGACAAUAAAACCAACACUCGCUUCCCUGCCUGAAGACAUCAUACGUCUGAUUGCGCACAUCUUCGUCAGCAGUGAGCCCAAGCGCGGAUGGAAGGUAUGGGGCGAAGAACAGAACGCGUAUCGCUCGCUCUUUCCACUUUCCGAGACCUGCAAGCGGCUACGCGAAACUCUCAAGCCGCUCCUGUUCGGAAAGAUCUACAACUGGAACAUAGACGGGGAGAGGGUGUGGCCGGGAGGCCUCUGGCCGCAUGCGGUAGAGGUGAACCUCCGAGACCAUGUUGUAGGGGAUCCAAGAUGCCUGCAAGUCACUGAUGACGUCUACGCCGCGCUCUCCCACAUGCCUCUGUUGACGACUAUGAUCUUACGGUACAAUGCGUCAGUGCCUUUGGACGCGCUGCGAUGUGUCGGUGCUCUUUCAGGUCUGACAUCCCUCGAGAUUCACCAAGCGCGUCUCGACGGACCCAUGCCCUCCUCUCUCCACUUCCCGUCGCUACAGAGGCUACUCGUGUCCAUAUCUGGGUUCCGAGGAAUCGUGCGAGCAGAGGACAUUGAUCGUGUCGCCGAGCAGGCACACGUUGGAAGACUACUACGCUGUGCUUCGGCCAGUCUGUCUUUCCUCCAUGUCUCGGGCGACCUGCUGCCCGACGACUUUGUCGACAUUCGCUGGCCACGCCUGCGGACUCUGAUUGUUUCCGAGCACACCCCCGCCACGUACUUGCUCGUUCCCGCGUUUACAACCCGGAUGCCACAGCUUCGGACGCUAGAGCUGCUUUAUGCCGCUGACAUGGGCCGCGCCUCGGACGAGCUCUACCCGCCGUUCGUGUACGGUGAUACCGUGGGCAAGCCGUUGGUUCACACCCUGCCUUUCCUGUGCUCCCUUGCCUUGUCAAAUCUCGCUGCGGACGACCCCAUUUUCUCGCAGCUUCCCCUGUCGCUUACUGCUCUUCAUGUUCACGCGCGACGAGAUCCAUACUACGGCGAGCCUCGCGACUUUUGGGAUCGGGGGGAGACCGCAUUUUCCAAUGCAGAGGCGAUGUCUGUAGUCGAUGGUAUAUCAUACCUUCCAGAUCUCGAGGAGCUCACUAUCGUGUUGCGCGAGUUCCCGACAGCGGAACUUCUCAAAGUGAUUGCGUCUCGCUUUCCGCGGCUGACAUUCCUAGAGGCUUCUCAUGCGACGUACCGCCUCCCUCGUGAAGGACAAUACGACGAACUGUGGGAUGCAAGAGAUCCUGCUAAGCUUGCAGCGUUGGCUGGCCUGAAACAUCUUCAAAGGCUCAGACUAUCACUCGAUCUCCUUCGGAAUCGGGUCGAGACUCACGUAAAUUACAUCCAGGUUGUCCAGUGGAUAUUCGACGGGAUCCCCUCCCUCGAAGAGAUGCAACUCACCUUUUUGAACCAUGGUGUAUGGUUACCUUGGUGGGACCCCAACGUUAUACCCUGGAUCGUGUAUGACCGAAAAAGUGCGGCUGAUUUGGUAUUUCGCCUUUCCCAUCCGAUCAUGGUAGUACGAACCUAGGUUAUCUGGGACUGCAUCGAGAAGGAAUCAAGAACUAUAGACAGUAAUCUCGCAGCCGGCGGCCUCUUGCCCUCGCUGCUGGAGCUGAAGCUGCAGAGCCAGUCUGACAAUUGUCAGCAGUGGCAGUGCAUAUCAUUGCAUCAUUUCAAGUUAGUUAGUACACAAGCAACCGUACUAGAACACAACACAGAGUUCCUUCCCACAGAGUGCAAUUGGCGCGGCUGUGCAGCUUUGGUUGCUCUUUGGCCCUGCGUGCAAUGUGCUGUGGACAUGCUCUGACACAUUUGGCAGAUGUCACUGACGACAAUACAUUUGUGAUACAGUGGCUUCAGGGGCCUUAUUCUUCCCAUGGAAAACAUCACUGCGGGGGGACUUGUUUUUUCUCCAUGGAAAACGCAUGACAAUCUAGAAGUCCG